Messenger RNA from Lotus japonicus, 1915 nucleotides. RefSeq names its product putative serine/threonine-protein kinase. Gene Ontology annotation, molecular function: ATP binding; protein kinase activity. Gene Ontology annotation, biological process: protein phosphorylation. Bases 472 to 1614 code for a protein of 380 amino acids. The record is from RefSeq and is a predicted model, not a curated record. The transcript is spliced from 6 exons. Lineage: Eukaryota; Viridiplantae; Streptophyta; Magnoliopsida; Fabales; Fabaceae.
CACUGAAUGUUUGGUGUCCUUCCUUUCUGGCGAAUCUAUAUCUUUCCCAUUUCUUUUUCUGAACCAUAUAUGGAUUCACACGUUCCUCUAAACCUUCCAAUCUUGGUAUCACUCAUAAACUAUAAAGGGUUUGGUGACCUUUCUCUUUCUCAGAGUACAACAAAUCUUAUCUUUUCAAUGUUUCUCUACACUACAAGUUUCAAGCUUCAGGGUAGGAAUUUGGGGUCUAACAGUGUCUCAACUCAUUCUGUCGAAAACCCAUGUUUUUUUUACCCGUUUAAUGUGCAUAUAGUGCUGUUCUAGGGUCCAAGUUGCUUCGUUAUUUUCCAAGUUAAUCAAUUUAUGUUUCUUGUUUUGACCCACCUUGGUAGUUGAUAUGUGUGAUCAAAAUUGAGGAAUAAAUGCAUUUAGAAGGUUUAGGUUAGCAUAAGAGACUGGAGCUAACAUAAGAGACUGGAGCUUGUCACAGCCAUGAUUGGCCGUUGCUUUGGUGUCUUGAAUUGCUGUAAAGCGAGGGGUGAGCAUGCUGACCAGCCCCAUGAACACGGUACAGAAAAUUUGACUGCAACUAGAAACUUUAGCUAUAACUCACUGAGAUCAGCAACUGGAGAUUUUCAUCCUUCAUGUAAAAUUGGUGGAGGAGGUUAUGGAGUUGUGCACAAGGGAGUUCUAAGGGAUGGUACUCAAGUUGCUAUCAAGUCUCUUUCUGUCGAGUCUAAGCAAGGAGCACGUGAAUUCAUGACAGAAAUUGAUAUGAUCUCAAGUAUACAACAUCCAAAUCUUGUGAAGCUAAUUGGCUGCUGUGUUGAGGGUAGACAUCGGAUAUUGGUUUAUGAAUUUAUGAAGAACAAUAGCCUUGCGAGUUCUUUGCUUGGUUCCAAAAGUAAACUUGUUGCUCUGGAUUGGCCGAAGAGAGCUGCUAUUUGCCGUGGUACUGCUUCUGGUCUUUGCUUUCUUCAUGAAGAGGCUCAACCAAACAUUGUUCACAGAGAUAUCAAGGCCAGCAACAUAUUGCUGGAUGAGAACUUUACUCCAAAAAUUGGGGAUUUUGGCUUUGCAAAGCUUUUCCCUGACAAUGUCACUCAUGUUAGUACUCGUGUUGCAGGAACAGAGGGAUAUCUUGCACCAGAAUAUGCACUUCUCCGACAGCUUACAAAGAAGGCAGAUGUAUACAGUUUUGGAAUUCUCAUGCUUGAAAUAAUAAGCGGUAGAAGUAGCAGCAAAGCUGCAUUUGGAGAUAAUCUCUUGGUUUUGGUGGAAUGGGCUUGGAAGCUGAAAGAAGAAAAUAGGUUUCUGGAGCUUGUUGAUCCAGAAUUAACUGAAUAUGAUGAGAACCAGGUGAAUCGGUUCCUCAUAGUUGCUUUAUUUUGCACCCAAUCAGCAGCUAAGCAUAGACCCGCCAUGAAGCAAGUGUUGGAAAUGCUUUCCAAGGAAGUUCAUCUUAACGAGAAGGCAUUGACUGAGCCUGGAGUAUACAGAUGGCAUAACUCUGGUGGUUCUUCAAAUGAGACAUCAUCUUCUCAGGUAAUCAAGUACAAAAAAUCUGAUAAUCCACAUGAAACCUCAACCAACCUUAGUGGUACAGAUAUUGUGUCAGAGAUGAUUCCUAGAUGAUCGUUACAUAUUCACAAGAUGUUGGGUUCAUGUUUCUUGGAUGUGAUGUGAUCUUACUUAAAGUUGUUUUAUUUGUUAGCUUGUUUUAGUUAGGAAUUAGGAUCCAUGUGGUUCCAAAGGGGAACAUGAGAUCAUUUAGUAUUUCUUGUGUGCGUGCAUGUGCGUGUUUGUGUAUUUGUACUUUGCUGUAUAUCUUAUUUUUUGUUUUGGUCAACUGCUGUAUAUCUUUCUAGUGAUGAAUCUAUGAUACUGAAUCUUAUUUCUUAUAUUUUUAUGUACCAAAUGAAAAAAAAAUUAUUUA